CCCACAAUGCAACGCGCCGGAAACGCGUACGGCAGCUGGUGACCGUUGACAACCGGCUGCAAGAUGAGGUGAAGCUGUUGGGCUACCCCGAGAAGGAGCCAUGCACCACCAAGCCGUUCAUCCCGCGGCACCGUCAGGUCACUGUUCCAUGUAAGAAAAAUUACAGACUACAAAUAUGGGAAAGAAACGCAUCAAAGGCAAACCUGCACAGUCUGAUGAGUCUCCAGAUACGCUGGAACCUGUGUGCAAGCAUAUUCGUAAAGGAUUAGAACAAGGUCAUCUGAAAAAGGCACUGCUGAAUGUGGAAUGGCAUGUUUGUCAGGACUGCAAGGCAGAUAAUAAGACACAAGAGAAGUCUGAAGAGGAGACCAGUGAAAGCCCUUCAAUAUGGUUAUGUCUAAAAUGUGGCCAUAUGGGCUGUGGCAGAAAUUCUCAAGAACAGCAUGCUUUAAAGCAUUAUGAAACGCCAAGAUCAGAUCCCCAUUGUUUGGUUCUCAGUUUGGACAACUGGAGUGUGUGGUGCUACAUAUGUGAUAAUGAAGUUCCAUAUAGUACUUCAAGCCGAUUGGGCCAGACUGUGGAUUAUAUUAGAAAACAAGUUUGCACUGGCUCAUCACAUACAGUAGAAAAGCAACAAGAGAACAAAGAAUUUGAAAAUAAAAAAGUAGAAAAGGACAGCAAAAAUGAGCAAGAAAAAGAAGUCUCACUUAAAGAAGAGAAUUCUAACUCAAGUACUAACUCGGAAGUGACUGUGAAGGGACUUAGUAACUUGGGGAAUACAUGUUUCUUUAAUGCAGUGAUGCAGAAUUUAUCACAAACUCCAGUCCUGAGGGAGCUCCUUAAAGAAGCUAAAAUGUCUGGCACAACAGUUAAAAUUGAGUCACCUGAGUUAUCCAUGGAACCUCAGCUGAUAAAACUCGAUCAGCCAGGUCCUUUGACAUUAGCCAUGUAUCAGUUCCUGACAGAAAUGCAAGAAACAAAAAGAGGGGUCGUCACUCCUAAGGAACUUUUUGCUCAGGUUUGUAAAAAAGCAAUACGAUUUAAAGGUUAUCAGCAGCAAGACAGUCAUGAGUUGCUUCGUUACUUACUUGAUGGAAUGAGAUCAGAAGAAAUGCAACAAAUAAGUGUUGGAAUACUGAAAGCACUGACUGACUCUAAAAAACAAAAUGAAGAAGAAAUGAAAAAGAAAAUUAAAGAUUAUGAAAAGAAAAAGGGAAUACAGAGUUUUGUGGAUCGGAUUUUUGGUGGAGAAUUAACCAGUACAAUUAUGUGUGAGGAAUGCAGAACCGUAUCCUUGGUCCAUGAGUCUUUUCUUGAUUUGUCACUUCCUGUACUAGAUGAUCAGAAAGUAAAAAAUACAAAUGAGAGAAACAUUAAGAAAAACAAAGAAAAGGAAUCUGAAGAUGAAGAGAACAAAAAUGAUGACUGUUACCUUAAGCAGAGAGAUGAGCCCCCUGGUACAAGUAAGCACCUUCAGAAAAAAGUAAAGAAACAGGCCAGAAAACAAGCCAAGAGCCAACGCCGUCAACAAAAACUUCAAGGAAAGGUGCUUCACUUGACAGGUAUCUGUGCAACUGAACAGCCAGAAAAAGAUGUUGAAUACAACCAAGAAUCAGAGGCAGAAAUUGACUCUGAAAUGCCUGAUACGAAGCAAGAAGACAAGUCAUCAAAUGAUUGCAAAGAUUGCUGCUUAACUCAAAAAGACUUGAGUAUUCAGGGAAAUAGUGUAGAAGUUCAGAGCAUGCAUGAAAAUACAGGAAAGCCAGAACAGGAGUGUGAAGAAAAGGAGUCUCUCAGGGACCUCCCUAUGGAAGGCUUAGAUUGUCCUGGAGAGUUAGUCAAUGGACUUGACAAUAUAUCUUUGAAAGAUGAAGAUGAUGAAAAUAAUGAGGAAGAACUUGCUUCUGACUUUACAAAACUACAUUUGGGUGCCAAUACUGAAUCUGAUAUGAGUACCUUAGAUGACCUACAGUCUGUUCCCAUCAAGACAUGUGAAGUAUUGACUGAAGAUCCAGAAACAGCAUUUUGUACUCUUGCAAAUAGGGAAGAUCUGAACCUGGAAGAAGGUUCAAUCCAUCACUGUUUGUAUCAGUUUACCCGUAAUGAAAAACUUACUGAGACCAAUAAACUACUGUGUGAUGUAUGUACACAAAGACAUGGACCAAAGAAGAACAUAAAAAGUGAAAAAUAUAUUUAUACUAAUGCCAAAAAGCAGAUGCUAAUCUCUCUUGCUCCUCCAGUUUUAACUCUUCACUUAAAAAGGUUUCAACAGGCUGGAUUUAAUCUCCGGAAGGUUAACAGGCAUAUCAAGUUUCCAGAAGUGAUAGACUUGGCUCCUUUCUGUACAGCUAAAUGUAAAAAUGUGGCCGAAGGGAAUACAAAAGUAUUGUACUCUCUCUAUGGAGUUGUUGAGCACAGUGGAACAAUGAGGUCUGGGCACUAUACUGCAUAUGCUAAAAUGCGAAGUAUGAACAACCAUCUCUCUGAUCUUGUCCUUCGAGGGCAAUCUCCUCAAGCUUUAGAAACUGAACCAGUAAAAGGGCAGUGGUUCCACAUCAGUGACACCCACGUACAAGCUGUGUCUGUGUCAAAAGUGCUGAGCUCUCAAGCCUAUCUUCUCUUUUAUGAGCGACUCCUUUAACUCAUCUGAGAAACCUUCUUAUAGGUGUUGAGAGGUGGUUAUCUUCAGGUGGUCUGAAAGAAGCAAGACUUGCAAAUCAUGGUCUUAACAUGUUGUAGCUACUGUAUACAACUGAAGGAAUAUACUUUAUGCUUCUUAGACAUGCUGACAAGUGGUUAACUUAUACUUUUCCCAGUGUUUUCACUGCUUUUAAAUAAAGGCCUUUUACAAAAUUACAA
Molecule: messenger RNA, 2859 nt
Organism: Pezoporus occidentalis (night parrot)
Lineage: Eukaryota; Metazoa; Chordata; Aves; Psittaciformes; Psittacidae
Gene: USP16
Product: ubiquitin specific peptidase 16
Exons: 18
Coding region: 176-2641 (821 amino acids)
Biological process (GO): regulation of cell cycle; regulation of gene expression
Molecular function (GO): zinc ion binding; cysteine-type deubiquitinase activity
Source: RefSeq, a predicted model, not a curated record